Messenger RNA from Sesamum indicum (sesame), 1195 nucleotides. Lineage: Eukaryota; Viridiplantae; Streptophyta; Magnoliopsida; Lamiales; Pedaliaceae. The record is from RefSeq and is a predicted model, not a curated record.
AUGAGUAAAAUUGUUGUCGAGAAAACAAGAGACUUGGUAGAGGAGAGGACUCGUGAAGUGAAAAGUCUAAAUGAAACUAUUGACCAACUAAUGAAGGAGAAAGAACAAAUUGGGUCUUUAUUAAGAAGUACAUUGUCUAGGAGGAUGUCUGUGGACUUAUCAUCUAAGACCAACGAAUUGUUUAAAGUUGCAGAAAAUGGUUUAAAGGAGGCUGGGAUAGAAUAUAAGUUCAGCAAAUUUCAGGGUUCUAAAGGUAAAAUGAGUCCUGACGAGGUUGAAGAAAAUGAAGUAUAUGCUCUGGCUAGUGCAUUGGAGAAUAUAAUUAAGCAGUCUCAGCUUGAGAUCAUUGAGCUAAAACAUUCGGUUGAGGAACUAAGGGCAGAGUCAAAUUUAUAUAAGGAGCAUGUGGAUACUCAAACCAAGGAGCUCAAUCAGUGGAAACAACGUGUAGAAGAGCUUGUUGAAGGGCUUAUGAUGGAUAUUGCUGCUGCUGAAGAAGAAAUCACACGCUGGAAGGUAGCAGCACAGCAAGAAGCUGAUGCAGGAAAAGCAGUUGAAAAGGACUAUAUGACACAGUUGGCAUCAGUGCGUCAGGAACUUGAGGAGGCUAGGCAAGCUGUAAUCGAGUCAGAGAAAAAGCUAAAAUUCAAAGAAGAAACGGCGGAAGCUGCCAUGGCAGCAAGAGAUGCAGCUGAAAAGUCGUUGAGAUUAGCGGAUAUGAGGGCGUCCAGGCUGAGAGAUCGGGUGGAGGAGCUCACUCGCCAACUUGAUGAACUUGAUACCAGAGAAACAUCAAGAACUGGUCUAAGGAGGCUACGAUAUGUCUGCUGGCCGUGGCAAUGGCUUGGCUUGGACUAUGUAGGCGCCCGUCGGCCUGAAAUACCACAACAAAAUGCCAAUGAAAUGGAACUUUCUGAACCACUUCUUUGAUUCUUUUGCCCGGUGACCCUUUUUGAUUUCCUUUUCGUGCUGGCUUCUUUUGUAUCUGUUGUGAAUCUCCGAUAAUUGAAAAGAUACGACCAUAGGUAAUAGCAAAAUCUUCCUUUUGAAGACGUCAAUUUAGUUGUACAUUAUUACGACCCGUAUAUUCAUUCUUAGUUAAUUGUUCAAGUGAGGAGAGACUUAAUGUGGCUUAUGCUGACUGAUUUCCCAGUUUUAUUAAUAGAGAUUGAAGUCACGUCAGUUUUAUUGUCUA